GGGCUAGGGGGGUGGGUGCUGAGCUCUGCAGAGAGACAGCCUGCCAUAGAUUGGUAAGGGAUACAGCAGCAGGCAAGUGUGUAGCACCCCUUGGUGCUGGACACUGGCAGCAGUGAAAGAGCUCAGGGUUCAGCACCAUGCAUUAUGCAAGAUGAAUCAUGAGCCCAGCCCUCCCCCACUCCUUCCAGAAGCAAAGAGAUCCUGCCCAACGAUUUACUUGUGAAAUUAGUAGUGAGGAGCUGAAGCCACAGAAACGUCUUGGUGCCCCAGAGGGAAGUACAGGCACUUUGUGCCACUUAUCAAAUGAUGGCACAGCUCACUGGAAAUUGCAAUGAGAUGGAGGCAAAAAUGUCAAGGCCAGUUCAAGCUCAGAGGCUGGAAGGACUGGACAAGAAUGUCUGGGUGGAGUUUGUGAAACUGGCUGCCACUUACCCAACUGUGAACCUUGGCCAGGGCUUCCCUGACUUCUCUCCGCCGGACUUCGUGAAGGAGGCAUUUGUGAAGGCUGUCAGCGGAGAGAAUGCCAUGCUGCACCAGUACACCCGGGUCUUUGGACACCCUGCUCUGGUGACCAUCCUGGCCCGCUUUUUUGGGAAGCUCCUAGGUCAAGACAUCGAUCCUUUGACCAAUGUAAUGGUGACCGUUGGGGCAUACGAGGCCCUGUUCUGUUGUUUCCAGGCUCUGGUCGAUAGUGGAGAUGAGGUGAUUAUCAUUGAACCCUACUUUGACUGCUAUGAGCCGAUGGUGAAGAUGGCUGGGGGAACUCCAGUGUUCAUACCACUGCGACCAAAAACUCCAGCACCUGGAAAACUCAUGUCCAGUGGAGAUUGGCAGCUGGACCCAGCAGAGCUGGCUUCCAAGUUUACCAGACGAACCAAGGCCAUUGUCCUGAACUCACCCAACAACCCCUUGGGGAAGGUGUUCAGCAAGAAGGAGAUGGAGAUUAUUGCAGACCUGUGUGUGAAACACGAUGUCCUGUGCUUCAGUGAUGAAGUGUAUGAGUGGCUGGUCUAUGAUGGGAAGAAGCAUAUCCGGAUUGCCAGCUUGCCAGGAAUGUGGGACCGGACCAUAACCAUUGGAAGUGCUGGAAAAACCUUCAGUGCCACAGGAUGGAAGGUUGGCUGGAUGUUUGGGCCUGAUCAUCUUGUCAAACACCUCCGAACUGUCCACCAGAACUGUGUGUAUCACUGCCCAACAGCAGCUCAGGAAGCAGUGGCUCAAGGGUUUCAAAGAGAGUUUGAGCACUAUGGGAAGCCAGAGAGUUAUUUUGUCCAGCUGCCUCAGGAGCUGCAGCAGAAGCGGGACCGGCUAGUUCAGAGCCUACUUGCUGUGGGCAUGAAGCCCAUCAUCCCGGAGGGCACCUACUUCCUGAUUGCAGACCUCUCUGACUUCAAAGCUGAAGUGCCCAAUCUCCCUGACUGCGAGGAACCCUACGAUUCUCGGUUCAUAAAGUGGAUGAUCAAGAAUAAGGGCUUAGCUGCCAUCCCCGUCUCUGCUUUCUACAGCACUGCACAGAAGAGGAAUUUUGACCAUUUAAUUCGGUUCUGCUUUGUGAAGGAGGAAGCUACGCUGAAGGCAGCAGAAGACAUACUGCAGCAAUGGAAGCUGAAGAAAACUGGUCCAUGAUCCCACUAGACAGAGUACAGGGCUUCUUUUCAUUUUGCCGUGCUCUGUUGUGUCCUGCUCCUCUUAUUGCAGCCAACGUGGUUACAGACUCUUGCCUGAGGUCUUGAUUUUAGCUAUUUACUGCAUCCCUAGAUUUCAGCCACUUCUCCUGUUUGCUCUGGCAAGAUGGUUGUCAGCCCCUGGGCCUGGUUCAAAGCUUUAUGUCACUGUAAAUUGUUCCACUGCCCCCUGGGACUGGCAACCCUGCAGGUACACUGGAAAUACUUUAUAAUUCCUAUUUAUAAUCUAUUUACCCUGGGAUUCCUGCAGAUAAAACAGAUAGCACAAAUAGCUGCCAGGUUAUUGGUGAGGAUCUUCUUUUCCCCACCUCUGAAGUCAUCAUGAGACAGGAGAGCUGGCUUAGACUUCUUGGGGGCACUUCCCCAUGCUGUUACACUUGCGUGGCGCAGGCAGAGUCUCAGCAGAACCUAGGUUUCCCAGAUGGCACUGAACAAUAUUACUGCAAGGCUGACUGGCUGAGCUCAGACAUCCUAGGUCACUGGAGUCCUUAAACCCAGCACUUUUCCCAUUGGUCCAUUCUGUUCUACCAUUUUGCAUCUCUGAAGCAAAUCACUGCGAACUGGACAACCAGCUGAUCUAGAAAACUUGUCUUAGCAAGAAGUUUAAUCUGAAACCCUGCCCAUCUAUCCUUCAAACUCCAUCAACUGUACUUUAUCAGCACCUAGCAUUGCAUUUCCCAAAUAGCAGAACAAGUGCUUUGGACCUUCAAAAAUGCUCAACAUGAGAUGCGGAGGCUAAGAAAGUAAGAGUGAGGGACUUGGCUUCCUUUUCUGUUGCCUAACAACAUCUCCAGUGCUUUACCGAAAUUCAGCUAUGAGUUGCGUGGCUUUGAGGAGAGCAGCAGAGGGCUCUGGUUUCUGUACUUGUGUUUUUCAUACACUCCCAUUUGAGAAAUGGAUUAUUUUUCACACAGCGUGGAUUAGAUUUUGAUCAUUCACCCUGUUGCGACAUCUUAAUUUAAAUAUGGGGGGGGCUAAGGUGAAAGUAAACACAUGUAAAUCAGCAUCUUAAACCAUGAUAGAGCUGUACGUAACUGUAAUGAGAAGCAUUUGUACUACACAUUUAAAUGACUAAAAUGGUCAAACAGAA
Messenger RNA from Alligator sinensis (Chinese alligator), 2775 nucleotides. It is a transcript of the gene KYAT1, whose product is annotated as kynurenine aminotransferase 1. The transcript has 14 exons. The record is from RefSeq and is a predicted model, not a curated record. Gene Ontology annotation, cellular component: cytoplasm; mitochondrion. Gene Ontology annotation, molecular function: L-kynurenine:2-oxoglutarate transaminase activity; pyridoxal phosphate binding. Bases 304 to 1626 code for a protein of 440 amino acids. Gene Ontology annotation, biological process: biosynthetic process. NCBI's taxonomy places the organism in Eukaryota, Metazoa, Chordata, Crocodylia, Alligatoridae.